Scutellospora calospora is the source of this 903-nucleotide messenger RNA. Lineage: Eukaryota; Fungi; Glomeromycota; Glomeromycetes; Diversisporales; Gigasporaceae. The record is from the annotation of a GenBank genome assembly.
AAUGAUCAAAAGUAUAUUCGAAUAUAUUCAUGUUUAGUGGAUAGAGCAUUUACUAUAAUGCCUGACGAAACUGAUGAAGCCUGGCGAAACUUGAUGGUUUCGUCGGGAUCAUCAGUUUCGUCAGAAGAAGAUUCAUUUGUUGUAAAAACAGUUGCUCAAUCUUAUAACAAUAUAAAUUUUGGUGCAAUAGAUCAGAGCUUUAAUUCUAUUAGUAAUCAUUUUAGCUCUCAACCAAGACCAAUGCAUCCUACAUCUGAUAUAAGACAUACUUCUUUAAGUGUAGUAAUGUCUCCUACAGAAACUUCUUCACCUAUUCAAGCUAAUAAUACAAUAUAUAUUGGACAAUCACAAAUGCAAGAUCAACAUUCGAAUGUUAUAUUACCAUCUACAUCUACUCAACCACAACAAGUUUCGUAUUUUGGAAAAGUUCCUGUACAAGAUCAACGUACAAAUUCUAUACCAUCUUUACAUCAAUCAAUAUAUCAAAAUAAUCAAAGUACUAAUAUGGUAGUUGACGAUUAUAAGUUUAAGGCCAAAGCUUUAUAUGAUUAUCAUGGAAGUCCUGAAGAUAAUAGUGAACUUUCAUUUAACAAAGAUGAAUAUCUUGACAUUGCUAGCAAAGAAGGUAAAUGGUGGCGUGCAAGAAAAUCCGAUGGUACAACUGGAAUUGCUCCAAGUAAUUAUAAACUAACUAACUGUGACUUAUCACGUAAAAAAGCUAGAAGAGGUGGUUCUGUCUUUGAUGAAGUAUGGGACCACGUAAGCAAGGGUGAAAAAGUAAAUCCAGGACACUAUAAAGCAAAAUGUUUUCAUUGUGGCAAGUGCUGGCAGAGGGGUAACCCUUAUAUUCUAAGGUCCCAUCUUGCGCUUCAUUGUCAGGAUGUUCCUGAAGAUAUCCGAUGA